Messenger RNA from Capsaspora owczarzaki ATCC 30864, 2658 nucleotides. RefSeq lists its product as hypothetical. Gene Ontology annotation, biological process: brain development; regulation of ARF protein signal transduction. The record is from RefSeq and is a predicted model, not a curated record. Gene Ontology annotation, molecular function: protein binding; GTPase activator activity. The annotation marks the transcript as partial. Lineage: Eukaryota; Filasterea; Ministeriida; Capsasporidae. The transcript is spliced from 5 exons.
CCAGCGACAUCCGGAAGCGCCUCGCCAGCGCGCGUCGUCGGGUCCAACCACCACCUCGCGAACGCAGGCGCGAGCGUUCCGCACUCAUCGUCGGUGCUGAUGGGUGGACUGCCACCGGGCGCAAACCCUGCAGCGCGGUGCUCGGGCUCGGACGCGCUCCGUCUCAUCCGCGAAAACCCGGCCAACCUCAAGUGCGCCGACUGCAGCACGCCCAACCCGGACUGGGCGUCGACCAACCUGGCCGUUGUGGUGUGCUUGAACUGCGCGAUUGUGCACCAGUCGUUCGGCUCGCACGUCUCCAAGAUCCGCGCCAUCCAGCACAACGACUGGAGCAUGCUUGCCGUCGAUCUGCUCCGAACGCUCGGCAACAAGGAGGCAAACAGCGUCUGGGAGGCCGAAAUGCACAACAUGGGCGUCACCAAGCCAGGCCCGGAGGACGCCAACCAGAUCAAGCAGUCCUUUAUCAACACAAAGUACCGCCAGCGAUCCUUCCUGCGCGUCGAUCCCAACCUCGAGAACGAGGCCUACCUCGCGCUGCAGCUGUACUCGUUUGUCUCCACGGCAGACCUCUCGCGCACGCUGCACUUGCUUGCGUCGAAUGCCGAUCCCAGCCGUGCCAGCCCGCUCGAUCGCGACGGCAUGAAGACGCCGCUGCACGCCGCUGCCCUCGCGGGCCAAGCCCUGCAGCUGCAGCUCUUGCUGAGCAACGGCGCCGACAGCAACCUCAAGGACUCGGCUGGCAUGACGCCCGAAAUGUGCGCGCGCAUGUGCGGCCAGGUCAAGAUUGCCAACUUUUUGCGCGAGGCGCGGUUUGAGCUCACCGACUCGCUCUCCCGUCACCUCUCCGUCUUUGUUGAAGAAUCCGGCAACCUGCCCGAGUCCCACCCCGUCGUGCUCGAAUCCAAGGGCCUCGAGGCCCGUCUUGAGCCCGAGCGCGACGCUGCUCGUCAACGCCUCGGCUUGCUCAGCGUGCAGCAGUUUGAGCGCCUCGCUUCGGACGUGUACGACGAAAUUGACCGUCGCGACUCGGAGCGCUCCUACCGCCGCUCUGCAGACCACAAGCGCGGCGAGCACGUCACUGUGCCCCACUUGCCCGAAAACCCAGUCUUCCACACGCAGCGCAACCAAUCGCGCCAAAAGCUCUCCACCCUGAACAAUGCCCAGUUUGUCGAUCUCGUUUCCGACAUUCUCUUCGAGUCCAACCGUCGCAAAAUCCCGCGUCGCAAGCCGCACGAUCCGCACAGCGCGUUUGGCUCUCAACCGGAUCUGAGUGUUCCUGCCGGCAGCCUGAAAAAUCACGCGCACUGGCAAGACGAUGCCCAUAUUUACGACUCUGUGUUUGACGAGCAAUCGGCGACCGCUGCUGGACUUAUCAACCGAAGCUCCUUCGCCGGACAGUCGCGCGAGGUUGUUGAUUCGUUGAAAGCAGAGCUCGCAGUUACCACCCAAAUGCUGCAAGAGGCACAGGUCAAGAGCUCCACUGGCGGCUCGGCUGCUCUCGAACAGCUGAAAGCAACGCAUCGUGCCGAAAUCGAGGCGGAGCGAGCAAAAAUCCGGCAGCUUGAGAUGCAGCUCGUUAAGGCCAAUUCUCAAAGUGACGGUGCGCUGCGCGAGCUCGCCUCCCAGCACGAUCUGUUGCUCAAGAGCGAGCGCGAGAGGGCCGAGAUGCUUGAAAAGCACCUGCGAUCGCUCAAGCCCGAUGUGAACUUUACAGAGCAGCUCGAGGCGCUCAAGCAAAAGAGCGAGGCCGCCCAUGAUAUCGCUGUGCAGCUGCAGGCUCGAGUGGAUGAGCUCCAGGCCGACAAUCAACGCCUGCGACGUGAGCUGAGCUCGCACGAGGCUGGCUUUUCCGGAAGCAUCGACCAGACCAAGAUUCAGUCGCUCGUUGACGCGUGUGCCAGCCUGCGCUCGGUCAACUCGAAUCUCGCCGACGAGCGCGACCAGUGGGCUGCGCGCUGUGAGGAUCUCCAGCGUCAACUCAACGAGCACCAAGCACAGCAGUCGACGCUGCAGCGCAAGCUCACCACAAUGCUCACCGAGAACGAACGCCUACGGUCCAAUUCGACCAGCUCGAUGUCGGGAUCCGCUGCUGUUGCCGCCAAGGCAGUGUUUGACUCUGGCGCCGGUGGUCGUGCUCGUGCUGGGUCUGCCACAGCGGCCACGGCACACUCGUCAUCGUCGUCGUCGUCGGGUGCUUCCACGCCGACAAUUCCUACGUAUGCUGUACCAACGACAACCAAACGCCCCGAUCCGUUUGCAGCAUUCACAGAGGACGACUCGCUGGCAGAGAGCGGCGUGGUCGACAAGGCCCGCAGCGACUGGGAGGGCGACAUCCAAGAGCAGGCUGACAACGUGCACAAGGCCAUGCAGGCGCUCAUGAUGGCUGCCAAGGUGAACGCCCACGAUCGCUACGAGCAGGUGAUGGAUUUGCUUUCCUCGUCGCUGACGUCCAUGUCCAACCUCUGCGUCGGCAACGAGCCGUACCGCGUGAAAUUCCGUGCCGGCUUGACGAUUCUGAUCAACGCGUCGCGCAAGCUCAACGUUAUUGCUGCCAAGGCCAGCGGUGGCGACGACGAGAGCGUCCAGAACAUGAUUACGCUCGCGUACGAGAUUGCCAAAAUUGCCAAGCAGCUCGUGACCAUUCUCGAGCACGUGUAA